Messenger RNA from Thlaspi arvense, 1320 nucleotides. The record is from the annotation of a GenBank genome assembly. NCBI's taxonomy places the organism in Eukaryota, Viridiplantae, Streptophyta, Magnoliopsida, Brassicales, Brassicaceae.
AUGACAUACAAUAAAGUGAGUAAAACAGAGGAUCAAGACGAAAAGCAACCUGAAGCUAACAGCAAGGAUUCACCAGCAGAAAAGCCCACUGAGAGCAGUAAACAGGAAGAUGAAUCUUCGCCUGCAAUUACAGAAGAUCUGUCAAGCCCAGAAUCAGAGAAAAACCCUAAAUCACCUUCUGCAGAUGAAGAAAAUGGAAGUCCAAAGCACCAGAAGGGAGAAAAUGACCAAAAUGACCCGAACAACCCACAAUCGCCACAGAAACCUUUAAAGAAACCGGACAAAAUCCUGCCAUGCCCACGCUGCAACAGCAUGGAUACCAAAUUCUGCUAUUACAACAACUACAACAUCAAUCAGCCGCGCCAUUUCUGCAAGAGCUGCCAGAGGUACUGGACCGCUGGCGGCACCAUGCGGAACGUUCCUGUUGGCGCCGGCCGCCGAAAGAACAAGAACUCCGUCUCUCACUGCCGCCACAUCACCAUAUCCGAGGCCCUUCAGGCGGCCCGGAUCGAUCAUGCCCCGAAUGGGAUCCACCAUCCUGCAUUUAAGCCUAACAGCACGGUCCUUUCCUUUGGGCCUGAAGCGCCCCUUUGCGAAUCCAUGGCGUCCGUGCUAAAUCUAGCAGAAAAAAGGGCUACCAAUGAGAUACAAAAUGGUUUUUAUAAAGUUGAUCAUGUGGUUGGAGAGAAUGGGGAUGAUUGUUCUAGUGGAUCAUCGGUGACAACUUUGAAUUCCACGGAGGAAGUGGUAAGAAACGGGCUUCAAGAAACCGUAAUUGGAACCAUAAACGGGUUCUCAUCCCAAUUUCCGUGCCUUCCUGUUGUUCCGUGGCCAUACCCAUGGAAUUCUGCUGUUCCGGUGCCAGCCUUUUGCCCGUCUGGUUAUCCAAUGCCAUUCUACCCUGCCCCGUAUUGGAACUGUGGUUUUCCCGGGGCUUGGAGUGUUCCUUGGAUCUCUCCUCCUUCUCCUGCCAGGGCACAAAAGCCCACGGGCUCUAGUCCGGAUUCAUCUUUAGGGAAGCAUUCCAGAAAUGGAGACUUGAUUAGGUCAAGUGAGCCCGAGGGAAAAGAGUCACAACUGGUGGAGCAGAAGAAUUCGGAGCAAAGUUGUGUAUUGAUCCCAAAAACUUUAAGGAUCAAUGACCCUGAUGAGGCAGCGAGGAGUUCUUUAUGGGCAACACUUGGGAUUAAGAAUGAUCUCUUCCAAGGGUUCCAAGCAAAGGGUGAUCAAAAGAAGAAUCACAUCCCUGAAACUCCUCCUGCGCUUCGGGCUAAUCCUGCAGCCUUGUCCAGGUCCCUCAGCUUCCAGGAGGGGGCCUAA